AAAAACUAUUCUAUUUUGUGUUGAAAACGAAUAUAGAUCCGCGCGUUAAGAAGUGAACAGUAAAAUGGCGGAAAUCGGGCAUCUCAGGGAAUUUUCACCGAUAAGUAGUGACUGGUCUAUCUUCAAGGCCCGUUUGUUAAACUAUUUCGCUGCAAACGGAAUAAAAGAAGAGAAAGAUGAAGACAGAAUGAAGGCGAUAUUAUUAAAUACAUGUGAUGAAGAGGCAUACAAAUUAAUAUUCGAUUUGGUAAGUCCUGAGAAACCGGAACAAAGGACAUUUGGCCAGUUGAUCAAGGUGUUCGACGAAUAUUUUAAACCGCAGCAGUCCGCAUUCGCUUUAAGAUACAAAUUUUAUGCAGCAAGGAAGGAAUAUGGAGAGACGGCAACUCAGUGGGCAGGCAGAUUGCGAAGACUGGUUAUCCCGUAUGCCAUCAAGUAAAGAUAGUGAUUUAUUUAAUGAUGACAAUAUUGAUAUAGACUACUGUUAUUUUUUAUCAAAAAAUACAGAUUUUUAUUUAAAUUUUGAAAUUUUACAAAAGGAAACAGCCUCUGACAAAAUUCUUAAAAAAGUCAUUUAUUUUAUUAAAAAAGGAUGGCCUAAAAAAGUGAAUGAUAUUUCGUUAAAGGCAUAUUUUGCUAAAAGAUUUGAAUUUGAUGUAAUUCAGAAUUGUAUAAUAUGGAAUCAUAGAAUUGUUAUUCCAAGUUCUAUGCGGCAGCAAGUAUUACAAGAGUUACAUAAAUCACAUAUGGGAGCUGUUAAGAUGAAAAGUUUAGCUAGAGGGUAUGUUUGGUUUCCAAAUUUAGAUGUUGAAAUUGAAAAUUUAACAAAAAAAUGUGACGCAUGUGUUUUGCAUUCAAAUAAUGCUCCAAAGUCGCAAAUAUCUCCAUGGCCUUGGCCAAAAGCACCUUGGGAGCGCAUUCAUAUAGAUUUUUUUGAUUUUAGAAGAAAAAAUUAUCUUGUAAUACUUGACGCUUAUUCAAAAUGGCUGGAAGUUUUCGAAAUGUCUAGUAUUACUUCUACAUUAACUAUACAAGCUCUUAGAAGAGUUUUUGCUACUUUUGGUUUGCCAAUUACUUUAGUUUCAGACAAUGGCAGACAGCUAGUAUCAGAUGAAUUCGAAAACUUUUUGGCAAAAAAUAACAUCAAACAUGUAACGAGUCCC
Molecule: messenger RNA, 1163 nt
Organism: Sitophilus oryzae (rice weevil)
Lineage: Eukaryota; Metazoa; Arthropoda; Insecta; Coleoptera; Curculionidae
Exons: 2
Coding region: 65-439 (124 amino acids)
Source: RefSeq, a predicted model, not a curated record